Jaculus jaculus (lesser Egyptian jerboa) is the source of this 1038-nucleotide messenger RNA. RefSeq names its product transcription elongation factor A like 9 (gene Tceal9). The coding region runs from base 255 to 569 and encodes 104 amino acids. The transcript is spliced from 3 exons. The record is from RefSeq and is a predicted model, not a curated record. NCBI's taxonomy places the organism in Eukaryota, Metazoa, Chordata, Mammalia, Rodentia, Dipodidae.
GACGUAGAUCUCAUGUGACCAAGAGUCGACGUGUGCAGAAGUCCUGCUAGUCUGGUCCUUGUUUCCAUCUGGGUACCAGCUUCCUUCAGCUGUGCUGGCGGCGGUGUGGGAGGCUAGCGGAAGGAGGAGACAGCUUGCUCGAAUUUUGCAGGUCUGUUCUUCGCCCCGCACAAAGCUAAAAAAGUAGGAAAGAGAAACCGAACGGAUCAGUGCCAGGGGAACAGGCAGAAAGGAGAAAGAGAAGCAGACGCAAGAUGAAACCCUGCCAAAAAAAUGAAGGACAACCAGAAAAUGAGCCUGAACCAAAGCCUGAAGAAGAGCCAAAGCCUGAGGAAAAGCCAGAGGAGGAAGAAGGACCAGAAGAGGAGGAGACAUCAGAAGAAACUUUUAGAGAAAGGCUGAUUCAAUCUCUCCAGGAGUUUAAAGAAGAUAUACACAACAGGCAUUUAAGCAAUGAAGAUACAUUUAGAGAAGUAGAUGAAGUAGAUGAGAUAAGGAAAGUGAGGAACAAACUUAUAGUGAUGCGUUGGAAGGCCAAUCGAAACCAUCCUUAUCCCUAUUUAAUGUAGCUUGCUUUGAUUUCUCUUUUAUCUGAUAUUAGCAUUACCAUGCAGCUUUCUUUUAUUAGCAUUUUCCUGAUAUAUCUUUGGCCAUUUUCAUAUUUUAACCUGUUAUUGUUAGUGGGUUUUAAAUGUAUCCUUCCUUAUCUGCUUCUUAUUUUUCGUGUAUUUUGUACCAAUCUACAAGUCUAAAACUUUUAAAUGAGAGCUUUACUGAUUGGCAAAAACGUGAGGUUCAGAUAGUAUAGAAAAUGAAAAAAGUUACUAAGUCAUAUGAAAGUAUCAUAUUUUUAAAAGGCAAAAGUACCUUUGUAUAUUAAAUAUAUGCACAUAAAAUUUGUGAAAGAUGAAGGUACAAUCUCGGUGACUGGAUUAUGAAUGAUUUUUCUUCUGCUUGUUUGUAUUUCCCAUAUUCUUAAAAUGAACACACAUUAUUGUUGCUAAAAACAAUAAAAGUUUUGUAGUUUAAAAGAAGCAA